This is a messenger RNA of Staurois parvus, 319 nucleotides long. NCBI's taxonomy places the organism in Eukaryota, Metazoa, Chordata, Amphibia, Anura, Ranidae. The record is from the annotation of a GenBank genome assembly.
CGGUCAUGUGAUCAGCUGUGUCCAAUCACAGCUGAUCACAUGGGACAUGUAUACUGAUCAUCAGGGCACUGAUGAUCAGUGUGCCCUGGUGAUCAGUGUAGCCCCAGCAGUGCCACCUGUCAGUAUCCAUCAGUGCCUUGUGUCAGUGCUCAUCAGUGCUUCAUGCCAGUGCCACAUCAAUGCCACAUAUCAGUGCCUACCAGUGCACAUCAAUGCCACAUAUCAGUGCCCAUCUGAGCUGCCUUUCAGUGUCACCCAUCAGUGCCAGUCAGUGCCGCUUAUCAACGCCAAUCAGUGCCACCUAUCAGUGCCAGUCAGU